UUCAUUCAGAAACUGCUAAUCGCAAAUAAUUACAAAGAAAGGGCAAGUAGCACAAUGACGCGUUAUAUUCAGUUGCUGCAGUUCUUCCUCCGGCCUGCAGGCGGCGGUGCGCCGCUCAGAGCUCUUGACCGCUGGCCGCAGAUGAAAUGCAGUAUGGCGGAGCGACGCUAAAAACAACGAAUGUGUGCGAAAAACACCGGGAUAAAACCCCGAAACCUGCCGAUUCCUCCCGUGAUCCGGUAGAUCAGCGAUUAUAACCACCUGCGGCUCGAUAAUCGCACUCGCCGCUGACGGUGUUUCCGUUUCGUCGCGACACUUUAUGAUCAAAUAACAAGACAAACCAACGUAUCAUUAUUUCGUUUUCACCUGUGUUACGUUUAAACGCACGAUAAUAAAACAGACGUGAAUGUAAAGGCUUUAUUUAUUAUUUUACCAAGUAGUUAAACUAUGGAGAAAAAGCAAUAUAAAUCAGACAGACGUUCUCACCAUCAGCAGUCCUCCUCCAGCAGCAGCAGCGGGGAGUCCGGGGGCAGCAGCCCGGCCCACGGGGCGCCCACAGCGGCCAACGCCUUCGCCAACGACGGCAGCUUCAUGGAGCUGUUCAAGAAGAAGAUGGAGGAAGAGGAGGAGAGGAGGAAGAGGCAGACCGAGGAGGAGGAGGACAAGACGAAGAAGAGCUCUGCUGCUGCAGGUCAAGCGCCUCAGGAAAAGAAGCCGCUUGGAGGAAGCAGCUUUGUGGGCAAGCGGAGAGGAGGCGCGAGACUGGCGCUCAAGACCGGGAUGGUGGCUAAAAAACAGAAGCUCGACUCCGAGGUGGAGGCUGGGAAAGGAGACGCCUGGACUAAAUACAUGGCAGAAGUGAAAAAGUAUAAAGCGCAUCAGUGUGGAGACGAUGAUAAAACCAGACCGCUGGUCAAAUAGACUGAACUGCUUCACACUGUCUGUUCCUCUCCUUCAGCUCUUCAUUUCCAGGUCGAGUUUUUUUUCCUGUGUACAGUGUUUGAUGGGUUCUGGUUCUUUUUGAGACAUUAUAAUUUAGUCCGUGGCAUCAGAGCGAUCUCGUUCACCUUGCUGAUAUUUUGUACUCAACAUGUCUGGUUCUUGAAUGUCACCUGAUGAAGAUUGACGAUGAUGAAUUAAACUCACCGUUCCACAGUAUCUGUCGUGACUGUGAUGUUCAGGUGGUUUCCAUUUUACACACUUCACCAAAGAUAGGAUGCCAUGCUUUGUCUUUCUUAAAAAUGUUGCAUGUUUUUCAAAUUCCAUCAACUAGUUUAAUAAUUAAGUUGCUUUAACCCUUCAUGCUUCUCAAUAGAGCCCCGAAUUUCAGCCCGGGACCAAUUGGCCCCCGAUUUUUUUUUUUUUUUUUUUUUACAGCCCUCGGGCAAAUUUUUACCACAUAGUUUAGACGUAGGCAUCUCCUUAUUUUUAUAUUAUAGACAUCCAUAAAUUGGUGAUGGAAAAAAAAUUGCCGUGCUGGUGGAAACAACAUGAGACCGUGUUCGUCUGUUCGUUCCUUUAGAGAGAAGUGCAUCGUCACGGAUUAUGAUUAUCAUGGAAGAGUUUUUGAUUUGUUUUAUUUCAUUAAGUAAUAAUCUAAAGCUUUCUACAGAUAUAUUUACCAUGUCUAUGAAGCAUGUUUUCACUGAGUGUCGGUUCAUUUUUGUGAACUGCUCUUGCUCAAGAUGCGACGGCAAAAAGCACAUCAUGUUUGUUUUCUUUAUUUUAUAAAAGCACAAAGUUUUGUUGAUUAUUGUGAGUGCAAGCCAAAAAGUAGACCUUUCACAGCUACGAAUAAUGUGUUACUCGAGUCUCAACUUUGACUUAACAAAAAAUUACAAGGUAUCCACUGAAAGAAAUGCAAGUGAUCGUGCUGGCGUCUCCAUGUAUUGGAUAUAGCGCACAUUUAUCUGGGUCUAACGUUUAAACAUUGUUAUUGUUAUAUGCUUCUACUGUUUUAUAUCUGAAGAUUUUCUACAAGUCGUGAUGAUUUGAGAAGGCUAAACUGAUCAAACAAAGGCUCACUGUCUGCCACUGGCCUCUUGGUCGUUACUUAUAAAAACCUACAACUUAUAUUUAAAGAACAUAACAUGCUCCAAACGUUUUUCUUAAUUAACUUAAUACAAAAGCAUGAGAAAUGUUUCAGAACUUAAAAUUAAACAAGAGACAUUUCUAUU
Messenger RNA from Carassius auratus (goldfish), 2177 nucleotides. RefSeq names its product telomerase RNA component interacting RNase-like. Gene Ontology annotation, molecular function: 3'-5' exonuclease activity; 5'-3' exonuclease activity. The record is from RefSeq and is a predicted model, not a curated record. The transcript is spliced from 3 exons. NCBI's taxonomy places the organism in Eukaryota, Metazoa, Chordata, Actinopteri, Cypriniformes, Cyprinidae. Bases 448 to 921 code for a protein of 157 amino acids.